AUGUCACGAACCGGCUGUGUCGAGGGUGAGGAUGUCACACAUUCCCUGCGCACGGGGCGCACCUCGUCCGACGCGGUGCCACGAGCCAGCUCUCUCACCCAUGAUGCCACCACUGGUCGUCCGUCCUCGUUCAUCUACGAGUAUCUGCGAUGGCCAGCAGCGUCGCCGUUGAUCGUCGAGAACGCGUCUAGUGAUGCGCGUGAUCACUGUGCCAAUGAGCGAACGAGAAGCGAUGCUGACCCGGGUGCUGGCGAAGCGUUUCUCUCCUCGCUCCGGCUCGCCCUCUACAUGGCCGUUGUCGCCAUCGCCAUCACUCUCUCCUUCCACCUCACGCACCAGCCCACCGACCUCGAACGCCGCAUGGCUAAACCCCUCGGCGCUAUAUUCUGGGCUCUGAGCGUCGUCACCCUCUUCAUGGGCUUCGGGAACUACAUCAGUGAGCGAGCGCGUCGACGACCACCUGCUUGUGCGGCCUGUCGCGAGCCAGGAAUGCUGACCGAGGCGUAUGCCCUUAGAAACGAUGCACAAGUACAGCCAGAGGAUGGCGAUUGUCCAGUCGGGGUGGAGGACCCAGCUGGUGAGUUUGCUCGUGCAGCCUCAAGGAGAGCAAGCACUAACUGGCACGAACGUCCUGUCCAGGUUCUGGCCUUGCUGGCCACGUGCAUCAUUGGUACAUGCAUCGUACUGCUCGUGGUCACCAAACUUCGGCCCUCCCAUGACGAUGAGUAUUUGUACAUAUUAUGA
Molecule: messenger RNA, 744 nt
Organism: Drechmeria coniospora
Lineage: Eukaryota; Fungi; Ascomycota; Sordariomycetes; Hypocreales; Ophiocordycipitaceae
Exons: 3
Coding region: 1-744 (247 amino acids)
Source: RefSeq, a predicted model, not a curated record